Lolium rigidum is the source of this 1675-nucleotide messenger RNA. RefSeq lists its product as uncharacterized. The transcript has 2 exons. The record is from RefSeq and is a predicted model, not a curated record. NCBI's taxonomy places the organism in Eukaryota, Viridiplantae, Streptophyta, Magnoliopsida, Poales, Poaceae. Gene Ontology annotation, molecular function: protein binding. The coding region runs from base 13 to 1293 and encodes 426 amino acids.
GACCAAAUCGCCAUGGAACCCAAGCGGCCGCGGCCGCCGACUUCCCCAACGCCGGCGCAGCCCCCCUCGCACGACGUAUCUAAGGUCCUCGACGACGACAACCUCCUCUGCGAGAUCAUCGUCCGCCUCGCCUUCCCUACCGAUCUCGUCCGCGCCGCCCUCGUCAGCAAGCGGUGGCUCGGCCACGCCUCCGACCCGGCUUUCCUCCGCCGCUUCCGCAAACUCCACCCGCUCCGCCCCCUCGGCUUCUACGUCGCCACCGCGGGAGGCACGACCGCCCCGCGCUUCGUCCAGAUGCCGUCUCAGCAUCCGGAGCUCGCCGCCGUCUGCCGCCGCGGCAGAUUCGAGCUGGACUCCUUCAUCUGGGACUGCACGAACGGCAGCGUCAUCAUCAUCUCCGAGCAGGGCGGCAACGGAUUGACGAGUCGAGUGUACAGCCCGCUCUUCCCAUCAAGAAGCAUGCCCGUUGUCCCGGAGCUACCCCCGCUCGACCAUGUCACUCCUGCCAAUUACACAUUUGAGAAGCUCCUCUUCAGAGAAGGUGACCGCAGCGGCCUGCCCUACCUGUGGCUGUUGAUGCAGUCUAUCGAUCAUGGAUACACGGUGCACGUUUAUAUGCUGCAAGGCGGUGUCUGGAGCAAGCACACCUCAGCCACAACAGAGUUUCCCUAUCUGCCGUCAGAACCAAAACCUCUGCUUAUUGAUAACAAGAUCUAUAUGGCGGGCGCUUUGAGCCGUCAAAACAUUGUCCUCGCCGACAAUACAAGAUGUGUGGCGGCCAUCUUGCGCGGCAUCCUUGUGGUGGAUCUCAAGGACUCGAGUUUCUUCACAAUUCAGCUCCCAGAAGGGGUGGAAUUUCUUGAUAGAGAUGUCCAGUUAGCAAAGACAGAUGAUGAUUCUGGGGUUUAUCUCAUUCAAUUAAAGGAUCUGAAACUUCGCAUUUGGCUCCAUAGUAGCAGCACUAGCAAUUGGUCGCUGGUGGAUACCGUUUGUCUGCGUGAGAUGUUUGUUGCCUUGAGGACGGCGGACCACACUGUGGGGGACGAGCAUACUCUUGUCCGAAUGAAAGAGGCGGGGGACAAUGCUGAGUUUAUCGUUUUGGUGAUGGGUACAUCCAUACUCUACUUGGAUAUUAAGCGCAGGGAGUUGCUUAAAGUCUCUGACUUGACAGCACAUGAACAAUUCUUUGUUCACAUUUAUCCUUUUAUGAUGGUCUGGCCUCCCACAUUUCCUGCGCCCAAGGAUGCUGCUGCAAGAAGUGCCAGGGACAAAGGUGCCAUCAAGGAGGAGUGAGCUGCAUUUUAUCGAAGCUGAUAUAAAUACAUCUCUUAACUGGAGGUGCCAGAACCAACAUUUUAUUCUUUUGUUUUCGGUAUAAACCCCUUAAUUUCUACUCUCUCCAUUCCAUAUUAGUCAUCGUUAAUUUAGUACAAAGUUUUGUACUAAAUCAGUGCAACUAAUAUGGAAUGGAAGGGAGGUGGGGUACUACAUUAGGAAUUUAGGAUGCUAUUAUGCAACUGGAGGAUGUGUUCCAGCCUCAAGAAUCCUUGUGUUGGGUAUGGAUGAUGUACGUAGUUGUGAUUUAGAGUGCAGUUGCUGUGAUGCAUGUACAGUUCAUGCUUGGAACCGCAUGAAGUCUGUGUUAUUUAAUAAGGAAAAAAUAUUUCAUGUUUCA